Messenger RNA from Centruroides sculpturatus (bark scorpion), 868 nucleotides. RefSeq names its product trafficking protein particle complex subunit 1-like. Gene Ontology annotation, cellular component: TRAPP complex. The record is from RefSeq and is a predicted model, not a curated record. Gene Ontology annotation, biological process: endoplasmic reticulum to Golgi vesicle-mediated transport. Bases 301 to 738 code for a protein of 145 amino acids. The transcript is spliced from 5 exons. Lineage: Eukaryota; Metazoa; Arthropoda; Arachnida; Scorpiones; Buthidae.
UACAAUUAGGAUUUUUAUGUUUACAGAAUCUAAGUAAUUACUGUAUUAAACUUAUAUAGUGCUAAUAACAAUUAAUAAAACACGUUAAGAUAUGGAUAUUAUUGGAUUGAGUUAAUUUCCUUGUUGUUUCCAUAAGACGAGACCAUGUAUUAUGACGUCAACUGACAACACAUUAAGUAAUUGAUGAUUUGUCGUGAAAAGAUUGCACUCUCGUGCGUAAAUUAAGGGUCGUGGGCAUACUCUAAAACGGCGAUUUCUUAAUCCAUAAAUGCAUUUUUGUCAACAAAAUACAGGAUCCAGAUGACUAUUUAUAAUCUUUAUAUAUUUGAUAAAAAUGGUAUGUGCAUUUUUUAUCGCGAAUGGAAUAGAAAAAGGCAGUUUGGUAUGGCAAGAGAUGAAGAAUUCAAAUUGAUGUAUGGUAUGAUCUUUUCUAUCAAGUCUUUUGUUGCUAAAAUAUCACCAAAUGAUUGUAAAGAUGGUUUCUUGAAUUUUCGUACAAGCAAGUAUAAAUUAAACUUUUAUGAAACACCUUCCGGAUUGAAAUUUGUAUUGAACACCGACGUUGCCGCGGGAAAUGUUCGAGAAUUACUGCACGAGUUAUAUCGUCAGAUUUAUGUUGAAUAUGUAAUAAAAAAUCCAGAAUCGCAGUUUGGUCAACCCAUUACAAGUGAAUUAUUCUGCGAACGUUUAGAUGACUUCAUAAAAAAUUCUCCUAUGUUUAGUACAAGGGUAAUGUAAUGAUAUGUAAUCUUAUAACAUUUGUAUAUACAUAAAUACAAUUUUUGUAAUUCCAAAUUCAUUCCAUUCAUAAUACUUACAAAGAUAGCAAUUGUAAAUACUGUAAAAAAAAAUUUUUUUUUGCCAAUUG